AUGACUUCCACCACCGACGCCCAGGGCUCCGUCGCCUGGCCUCUGGCCGACGCCGCCCUCUCGACCGAGAUCAUGGACCUCAUCCAGCAGGCCACCCACUAUCGCCAGGCCAAGAAGGGUGCCAACGAGGUGACCAAGUCCCUCAACCGCGGCACCGCCGAGCUCGUCGUCCUCGCCGCCGACACCACCCCGCUGUCCAUCGUGCUGCACCUGCCCCUGCUCUGCGAGGACAAGAACGUGCCCUACGUCUUUCUCGGAAGCAAGCUCCAGCUCGGCCGCGCGUGCGGUGUCUCCCGCCCCGUCAUCGCGGCCACCAUCACCACCAACGAGGCCUCGGACCUGGCUGGCCAGAUCAAGCGCCUCAAGGAGAAGGUCGAGAGACUGGCUAUCUAA
Thyridium curvatum is the source of this 393-nucleotide messenger RNA. RefSeq lists its product as uncharacterized. Gene Ontology annotation, cellular component: precatalytic spliceosome; U4/U6 x U5 tri-snRNP complex; box C/D methylation guide snoRNP complex. Gene Ontology annotation, molecular function: RNA binding. Bases 1 to 393 code for a protein of 130 amino acids. Gene Ontology annotation, biological process: ribosome biogenesis; mRNA splicing, via spliceosome; maturation of SSU-rRNA. The transcript is spliced from 2 exons. The record is from RefSeq and is a predicted model, not a curated record. NCBI's taxonomy places the organism in Eukaryota, Fungi, Ascomycota, Sordariomycetes, Thyridiales, Thyridiaceae.